AUGGAGACACCCAUUCCAAAUCACGAUUCAAUUAAAGAAACGAUAGAGGCAUCUGUAAACGAAUCUAUAGAUAAUUCUAACCAAACAGAGGACAAACCUACAAAUGGUUCUGUUGACCAAAACCAACAGAGUUCAAGUCCCAUGGAGAUAGAUACGAAAGAAGACUCUACAAAACCAGAGAUAAACACACCAACCCCAAAUGAAAAUAGCCAGCUUCCAAUGCAUGAAAUAGUAGGUGGAUCCUCAGUUAGACGAUAUCUCAACCAACAUCUUACAAAGACUUUGCUUGAGGGAUUAAAAGAAGUUGCACAAAUUAAACCAGAAGAUCCAUUAAAGUAUUUAGGGGAAUUCUUAAUUUCAAAAUCGAACGAGUCAAAGAAAGAGUAG
Candida dubliniensis CD36 is the source of this 387-nucleotide messenger RNA. It is a transcript of the gene SDC1, whose product is annotated as Sdc1p. The coding region runs from base 1 to 387 and encodes 128 amino acids. NCBI's taxonomy places the organism in Eukaryota, Fungi, Ascomycota, Pichiomycetes, Serinales, Debaryomycetaceae. The transcript has a single exon. The record is from RefSeq and is a predicted model, not a curated record.